AUGGAGCUUCAGUAUUUCUACAUUCUUCAUCUCACUGUUAUGUUCCUAAAUAUGUUUCCUCAGUUACUAACCUGCCAACAAGAAUAUCUCAAUAGCACUGUCUUUGACUGCACUAACAACCCUUCUGUACCAAAAGGAUACCUCUGCAAUGGCCUUAAAAAGUCAUGCACUUCCUUUUUAGUUUUCAAGUCAAAACCUCCCCACAACAACCCUGCAAGAAUUUCCAACCUUCUUGGCUCUGAAGCAUCUACCAUAGCCUCGAUCAACAAGAUAUCGAUUAAUGAGAAGAUUCCUUCGAAUAAAUCAAUCAUUGUCCCGGUUUUCUGUUCAUGUGCUGGAAAUAUCUACCAGCAUAGCACAUCUUACUCUGUCAAGCAGAAUGACACCUAUUAUGAGUUGGUAAAAGAAACUUAUCAAGGCCUUACAACCUGCCAGGCAUUGAUGGGUCAGAAUUACUAUGCUCCUGUUAACAUUGCAAUUGGUGCUGAGCUUACAGUUCCGGUACUAUGUGCUUGUCCAACGAAAAACCUGACAGCAAAAGGGGUUACCUCUUUGCUAGUUCACAUGGUGAACUAUGGUGACACAGUUAAAUCCAUAGGAGAAGCUUAUGGUGUUGAUGAACCUAGCAUGCGAGAGGCCAAUGAGUUUCCAGUGCUACAAAGUGCAAACAGCACUGUCAUCCUCUUUGCUUCGACGCCUAUAGUAGUUCCUCUGAGAAGUAUGAGCUGCAAAGAGAACCCAGAGAGAUUCUAUUGCAAAUGUUUUGAGGAACUGCACGCUGAUGGAAGCUCCAAGGGUGUUUUCUGUGAUGAAUCUCAUCGUCAAAAAAUCCCUGCAAAAUUGGUUGCUGCCUCAGGUAUUGGAAUUGGUACAGGCUUUCUGUGUUUGUUUCUUUUGGGUUACAGAUUAUAUCAAUGCAUAACGAUAAAGAGAGAAAGAAUCCGAAAGGAAAGGCUGUUCUGUCAAAAUGGUGGCUACUUGUUACAAGAGAAGUUAUCAUCCUAUGGAAACGGAGAAAUGGCAAAGCUUUUUAAUGCAGAGGAGCUGCAAAGAGCAACGGAUAACUAUAACCGAAGUCGGUUUCUGGGCCAGGGAGGCUAUGGCACAGUGUACAAAGGAAUGUUACCCGAUGGAACGAUAGUAGCAGUUAAAAAGUCGAAACAGCUUGACAGGAACCAGAUAGAAACUUUUGUCAAUGAAGUAGUCAUCUUAUCUAACAUCAACCACAGGAACAUUGUCAAACUCUUAGGUUGUUGUCUUGAGACAGAAACCCCAAUACUUGUUUACGAAUUUAUCCCGAACGGAACUCUUUCUCAACAUAUACAUAGGAAAGACCGUGAUUCAUCCCUUUCAUGGGAAAGUCGACUUAGAAUUGCUUGUGAAGUUGCUGGAGCAGUGUCAUAUAUGCAUUUUUCAGCUUCUAUUCCAAUCUUCCAUAGAGACAUCAAACCUACCAACAUACUCUUAGACAGUAACUAUAGUGCCAAAGUGUCUGAUUUCGGGACAUCAAGAUCAAUACCAUUGGAUAAGACUCACCUAACCACAUUUGUAGGUGGAACUUUUGGGUAUAUAGACCCUGAAUAUUUUCAGUCCAGUCAAUUUACAGAUAAGAGUGAUGUAUAUAGUUUCGGUGUUGUUCUUGUAGAGAUUAUAACCGGAAGAAAGCCCAAUUCAUUCUAUGAUGAAGAUGAGGGUCAAAACAUGAUUGCACAAUUCAUUUCUGUAACGAAAGAGAACCAACUUUCUCAAAUUGUAGAUUCCAGAGUGCAAAAGGAAGCAGGGAAAGACACCAUUCUUACUAUUUCGAAUCUCGCAAUCAGAUGCUUGAGACUUAAUCAUAAGAAAAGACCAACAAUGAAAGAGGUUUCAGCAGAGUUAGAAACACUGAGAAGGGCACAAAGUUCCUUUCAAAUCAACCAUGAUCACGAUGAAUCAUCAAGUGAUGAUGAACAAUCAUUUGGGCACACAAUCAAUGAAACAACAGACCAAGAAUCCAGAGACGAAAGCAUUUCACUUUCCUUACAAAUAGAAUCCACGUCCUUCUGA
Vicia faba (fava bean) is the source of this 2046-nucleotide messenger RNA. Lineage: Eukaryota; Viridiplantae; Streptophyta; Magnoliopsida; Fabales; Fabaceae. The record is from the annotation of a GenBank genome assembly.